This is a messenger RNA of Bufo bufo (common toad), 2863 nucleotides long. RefSeq names its product HBS1 like translational GTPase (gene HBS1L). NCBI's taxonomy places the organism in Eukaryota, Metazoa, Chordata, Amphibia, Anura, Bufonidae. The transcript has 5 exons. Gene Ontology annotation, molecular function: GTP binding; GTPase activity. Bases 182 to 1957 code for a protein of 591 amino acids. The record is from RefSeq and is a predicted model, not a curated record. Gene Ontology annotation, biological process: translation.
AUCGUAAUAGGUUGGUGCAGAAGACAAACGCUAGAGAAUGUUUCGAUAACAUCGCGGCCUCUAGUGAUGGGCGCGGCGGAUUCAUGUGGUGACGUUGGCUGCGGUAUCAUAGGCGCCGGCGCGGUAGAGGCAGAAAAUGUGCAGGUGGUGAGGGUACCAAAGCAGGACAGAGGCACCCGUCAUGGCCAGGCACCGCAAUGUGCGCGGGUACAACUAUGAUGACGAUUUCUGUGAUGAUGACAUGUAUGGACAGUCAGUAGAGGAUGACUACUGUAUCUCACCAGCAACAGCUGCUCAGUUCAUAUAUUCUAAAAGGGACAGGCUUUCAAGCUGUACAGAGCCCUUGGAAGAGGAGGAAGAUGGGUGUGAAGACGAUGACAAAUCCAAAGUUUCCUGUACUACCCUAAGUCCUUUUGAUCAAGCUCGAUUGUAUUCAUGCCUUGAUCACAUGAGAGAAGUCUUAGGAGAAUCUGUAUCAGAGAAGAUCAUGAUUGAUGCAGUAUUGCAAAGUGGCUUUGACGUGGCAAAGGCCCUGGACCGAAUCUUUAAGCAGGACAGCAACUCCAGCAAGAAGCCCGUUACCCAAGAUGUCUCCAGUGCUGAAAGACCAGGAAAAGAAGCCUUAUAUACUUCUUUACAACACUUAUCCAACGACCAACCUUUAUCUUCCUUACUUCCAAACAUAUCAGAAUGUGCUGACAGUUCAGCAUUUUGCUUGAAGAACCCAACCAGUAGACCGCAAAGUAACAUUCUUUUGGGUGAUGGCUUGGAUAGUAGCAGGAAUUUGGCAGGGAAUAUCUUAUCAGAUUUCCCUCCCGAUUUGUCUUUAUUGGCCCUCUUAAAAGAAGGCUCUCAGCAGAACUUUGACAAUGGGAAACCUGUUGCAUUAUCUCAAAUGAGUCUACUGGAUUUAUUGAACCAUUCACCUGUUAACUCUGGUACUUUGAGUGACUUAGAUCUUUCCACAUCUAUUCACUGCUCAGCCCAGUUUCCUGAUUUCAUGCAGAUAGGUCAAUCUAGUACCUCUGUGAAUGUAAUAAAACCUAAAGAUAUGGCUGCUAGUGGCCUACAUGGUUCCCAAAUAUCUUCCUACCCCAAAAACAUUGGGCCAGAAAAUCACACCCUGUGUGAAAAGGCCACUUUGUUUGGAAACUUAAGUUCAGUCUUACAUUCUGAGGAUAGUAUGUCCUCUGAUGGAGAAAAUCUCUCUGUACCAAAGUAUGGAAGUCCAUCACUGGCUGAUCUGAUCCAGGAGCACAAAGAGAAGAACUCUUUACAAGAACUUAUGAUUGAUUCCCCUCAGAAGAAUCAGUGUAACAAGGACAUGAAGACUGGUUCUUUUGUUCCAUUGUCUCAGUUAUCUGCCGGGCCUAAUGCAGAUUAUGAGAUACCGUCACUGACAACAUCGCUGUCAUCCCUUGCAGUUUCUCAGAGCACUGAUCAGAUAGAGAGUCAGGUUUCCCUGUCUGAUCUCAUUGCUAAAGCUAGUAACAAACCUCAUGAUGAUCUCCACACUUUGCUUCAGUCCAGUGGAGUGACCCUUACUGAGACUGAUACCAACAUUGAUCUCCGCUAUCUCAUUAGCGAUCCUCUUGGUGGUCUCAGUCCUUCCAGUCUUAUAAGGAAGCCAACUGCCCCUGAACAGUUGGAACCCAAACACCCCAGUGACAUAUGUAUACGUUCUAUGAAAAUGCCAUUUUCAAAAAAUCGCAAGAAACCCUGCCAUUGGGUCAAGUCCUUGAAAGCUAAGCCUUCCACAUUUGCAUUGAGUUUGUGUUUUACCUACAUUCCCAAAGCGUUUAGGAAGUCUUCAGUAACUGUUCCACCAGAAUGUCAAAAUAAUGAAUUAAAGCUGACUACUGACAUGGGUGGAGCAGCCAUCAUACCCUUUGACUUUCAGAGUCCCUCCCCUGAUGACAUUGUAAAAGAGAGUCAGAAAAAGGCUUUUAUGAGAUAAAGUAAAGCAUGUCUUAAUAUAGAAGUUUCCUCUUUUUAUAGUCAAAUUGUCUGGAUAGUAUGUACAGUUGCCACAGAUCAGUAUAUAUCGUUAUAUUUUAGAAAAAAUAUUAUUUUUAUAUUUCAUUAUAAGUUGAGGAUUUUUAAUACUUUUAGAUCCAAAAGCAGUAUUUUUUGCUUGACAGUAUUUUUGACAUUAACGGAAUCCUUUUGGAAAAUUGGGUUAUUGGCGAGAAAAGUAGUAUGCACUGUAUUUUUGUAAAGCCUGCCUUAUAACUGACUAUUUUAUCAAUUACUCUUCUGGUGAUUAGAACACAUUUUUACUUUUAGCUUUAAUGUAUUUGUAUCAAAUGCUUUUUCCUACAAAUAAACUGCCAGUGAAAACCACAUUGCAAACAUAGUUGGUCCAUAUUCAGGCACCGCCGAUGAAUUAUACUCUGAUCACUCCAAGCACCUUUCUGUGCGAUACGAGGAAAUCUCAGCCAGGACCAAAGCAUAGUCUGUUGUAAUCAGACCCGAAUAUUUUUUUUUUUUAACACAGUCCUGCAUGCAGAACUUUUUUUUCCCAUCUAAAAUAACGGAUCUUGGGCGGAAAUGGCUAAAAUGGGUGCCAGAUGUGCAUAAAUGAGCAUAACUGAUGCUUAGAUGCUUAAAAUAUAAGACAGUGGCAGAUCAGAAGAACGGGAAAAUAAACGGUGAUGUGAACCCGGCCUCACCUAGUUUUCUUCAUUUUUUAAACAGGACCUGUUUCACCUCUCCUGACAUGUCUGUUUUAGUAAAUGCAUGUAAUCCCCAUGAAAUAACAAUUGUGGAGCAUCUUUUCUUUAGACUCUGCAUUGUUCCUUUCCUCUCCUAUUUCCCAUAGAAAUAUAUGAAUUGACAACUCUUGUGUUCCCUUGCCAAAGAG